Molecule: messenger RNA, 5383 nt
Organism: Homarus americanus (American lobster)
Lineage: Eukaryota; Metazoa; Arthropoda; Malacostraca; Decapoda; Nephropidae
Product: sialin-like
Exons: 11
Coding region: 159-1826 (555 amino acids)
Biological process (GO): transmembrane transport; monoatomic anion transport
Molecular function (GO): transmembrane transporter activity
Source: RefSeq, a predicted model, not a curated record
GACUGAGCCACGCGGCUUCGCUCUGUUUACAUUUGGCGUUGGUUGCGAGGAGACGUGUACACCGCGACGUCCUGGCGCGGCCCUACAGCCUCCUGCACCUGCAGUCUCUUUAAUCAUUUUGCUCAAGUGCGUUGCCCUCACCACCAGCUCAAGGCAGUAUGACCCGUGUGGAUCUCUCGCUGGUCAGCACGACAGGGGAGGUAAUCGGUGAACACAAGCCCAGCGAACACGUGGAGCCUCAGGAACCUCACCCUAAGUCCCUCUUGCUGGACCCAGAAGCCCACCAGCCACACCCUCUACAGGAAGGAGGAUGUUGGCAGGUGCGGUACACGUUUGCUAUCCUGGGUCUGGUGGGGAUAGCUCUCAUGUACGCUAUGAGGGUCGUCCUCUCCAUUGCUAUCGUCGCCAUGGUGGGCAGCAGGUCUCACCACCACCACUCUAACACCACCACCACCACCACUGAGGAACUGGCCAAUGUCUGUCCUAAUCCAGACACCAACGCCACCAAUAAGGACAAUCUCUUGGAGGGAGAGUUCGACUGGGACGAGACCAUGCAGGGGGUGAUCUUGGGGUCGUUCUUCUGGGGGUACAUCGUGACCAACAUCCCUGGGGGGCGGGCGGCUGAGUACCUGGGCGGGAAGAUGGUGUUCGGGCUGGGUAUUGUCCUGUCCGCCAUUCUCACCAUCCUCACCCCCAUCUCCGCCAGGUCUUCUACCCCUCUCCUCAUAGCCGUCAGAGUCCUAGGAGGUGUUGUUCAGGGUGUGGUUUUCCCGGCAAUCAACUCUAUGCUGGCUACCUGGAUACCACCAGCUGAGAGGAGCAGAUACAACACUAUUGUUUAUUCAGGUUUCCCGCUAGGUACUGUGGUGUGUUUACCUGUGGGAGGGUGGCUGUGUUCCUCGGGCUUCCUGGAUGGAUGGCCGGCACCCUUCUACCUGUUCGGUGGGUUAGGCCUGGUGUGGGGCGUGGCCUGGUUCCUGCUGAUACAUGACCGCCCUGAGAGACACCCUAGGAUCUCCGCCAAGGAACUGGCUCAUAUCCAGUCCUUCCAACAGGAUAUCAAGAGGGCUGAGGUCGUUGCUCUGCCAUGGAAGGAUAUCUUCUUUUCGCUGCCUUUCUGGGGGCUGAUGGCUGGCGCACUCGGCUUUGACUUCGGCUUCUACACUCUACUGACAGAACUGCCCACCUACCUCAAGAACAUCCAGCACUUUGAUAUGAGUGAGAACGGCCUCAUGUCAUCGCUCCCCUUCCUGGCUAUGUGGCUGUGGGGUUACUUGUGGGGCUCUAUCAUGGACCGACUCACAGCUGCUCACAAACUUUCCAUUCUCAGCAUCCGUCGUCUCUCCAUGGCGCUGGCGAUGUAUGGACCGAUGUUGGGGCUCGUGGUGAUGUGUUUCGUCAACUGCAACACAACGCUGGCCAUGGUGGUGCUGUGUGUGGCUGUGGGGGUCGGUGGUAGUGGUAAUUGUGGUUUCCUCUGCUCUCACCAAGAUCUGGCACCCAAUUUUGCUGGGACGCUCCUGGGCUUCACCAAUACUCUGGGGUCUUUCGCUGGCAUCUUUGCUCCCAUGAUUACUGGACGCAUCACUGAAGGAAAUCAAACCCUGAGCGCCUGGAGGAUGGUGUUCCUCAUCACGGUGGCCAUGUACCUCGUCACCAAUACUCUCUACAUUAUCUUCAUAUCCAACAACGUCCAACACUGGAAUGAACCCAAGACGAAUAAAGAAGGCGUGGAGUACAACACAAGCCUGGAGACACGAGUGGCGCUGGUCCCAGAUGACACCAAAGACACCCUGGUGCUGGAGAGUGACCGUGAAGAGUGUUAGGUCAGUGUGUGUGUGUGUGUGUGUGUGUGUGUGUGUGUGUGUGUGUGUGUGUGUGUGUGUGUGUCAAGGGACUUCUAGAUAUGUAGAACUCAUAUUCAUCUUAUCGUGAGUCAUUUGUUUUCGUCACUCAUCAUCCAUACAUAGUGAUACGUACAGUAGUGUGUUGAGCUUCAUCCCGGCACAAGGAUACAUGUUCUUUACCAUAUCUAUAACGUUAAGGUAUAUCAAGAAUGUGUCAGGCACAAGCUCAGAUGAUAGGAAGCCUCCAGCGUGUAGUGGUAGUGUUGCUGAGUGAACGUGUUGCCGUGACGUAAUGUAGAAAGUAGGAUCACUUAUUAUGCUUCCAAAGAUUGUGUCCUGACAGGUGUACAGCUACAGGGACACCAUUAUGUAUUCUUGCUCCUCUACACCUGUACUAGGGAUCUAUAGUGAGCUUAUUACAGUAUUCAGGUUAAGGAUAGUGGUGCUUACAGUAUCAGUAGAUGGCUGACCAGCUUACUGUAGUGAUAAAAUGAAAAUUUAUAUGUUAGGAAUUACUACACUGCCACAGUCUAGUGUAGCAGUGUGUGUGUGUGUGUGUCACGAGAUGUGUCACCCAGACGACACAAUCACCACCAGGAGUGUCACCCAGGCGACGCCUUCACCAGGGUAACCAGGCACGACCCUCCUGUAGUUCGCUGGACACCAUUACUUCCACUGAAAAAUUAUCCUCCAGUCAAUGUUAUGAUUUCCGUGGAUAUUCAUACACUGUUCUUCCUUGUUCUUCACACAUUGUUAUUCUUUGUUCUUCAACACAUUGUUCUUCCUUGUUCUUCAUCAUUUAUAAGCCCACCAUAUAGUGUAGCUUAGUAUGGACAAAAUAUCAAUAGUUACGUGGGUUAUGGCGUUACGUCUUCUGUCACAACCCUUCUGUUCACUGUGUUACCUGUACAGAGAUGCUAGGUGGUGUGUGGUGGUGGGGGUCUAGUGGUUUGUGAUCAAUGUUCUACGACACAUUCUACACUACACCACUCUAUAACAUACUCUACACCACACUCUCUAACAUACUUUAUACCACACUAAAACACCUCUACCACACACACUACAACACACACUACCAUACUAUCUAAGACACGCUACCACGCACUCUACAAACACACUAACUAACAGACUUUAGAGGUUGUACUGUAUAACCUGUUUAUACCUAAGGAACCUAUAAAUUAAUAUAGCUUUUGAUAUACUAUGAUAUAUAAAAUAGCUAAACAUAUACACUACCAGUUAUUUAUGCCAGAGUGUUAAGGAAGGUAAAGCAAAUUUUAUGCUGUGUUGUCCUUCAUAGUGAAUUAGACACAGAAGUUUUUUUCAUGUAAUAGUUUGGUAAAAGAUCAUGGAAAUUUUUAUUAUGAAUGGAUAUUGAGGUGAUAAGAGCUGACAUUGUUGGCUUAUGACUUUACCCUCAUUGAGAACUGUAUUUGGCGAUUGUUUCUCUGGUUUAUAAUACCCAAUAUCCUCUUCCUAAGAGUUUGUACUACGUGAUUACUGUAUAUUUUGACCUGAUGUGUUUAUGUGUGAGGUCAUUCACUGUGUCUGUACUUGUUUUCCUGAUGUUGAAAUAUUCCUUCAAGACCAACUUUUUCUUUGAGGGAAUGUUUUUUGUUUUUUUUAACAUGACACUUUAUUUCAGUAAGUUCAGUUUGUUUCCUAUUUAAAGAUGUUUAUACCUGUAUCAUAAAACAUUUUCACACCUGAGUACACCUUGAUAGUUAACAUUCGUCUGAUUCUAAUGUUUGUUUACUCAUCUCACCUGAUGUAAACAUUUUGCCCUUAGAACAAAAAAAUAGCUUCUCUCAUGUUAUAUUAGAACCAGUAACAGUUGAGCAUCGAGCAAUGUUAUUACAGCUUCCGGUAACAUGUCUUCCUUAGUUCCGGUAAUAGGAGCCUUUUACACAUUGGAGCUGUGUUUAGUGGAGGAGGCACGUAGCGACAAACGCCACUAGUUUACGAUGGUUGGAGGGCAUUGUCACACAUCCUCUACACCAGUGACCAAGACACUUACAGAUCUUCACUUGGGGACCAACACUUGGGGAGGGAGGAAGGUACUGCUAGACACGCACACAAUAUAUUAGUUAGGCAGAAGGGCUCGAAGUGUUUAGUUUAUAGUGUAAAAUAUUCUUCACGUUCGAGACUUCACCUUUGGACAUCGUUUCAUGUUUUAGUGGAAGAUGAAGUGUGUGUGCGUGUGUGUCGUGGACAGACUCCUACACGCCACAUCUGGGGAGGGGGGGGGGUUCACAGGUAAAUAAUCUCGCUUUUUUGAGGUUAGUGUAAUAUUUCAUGACCUUGUAUAGUGGAUGGUGAUGUUUGCCUCUGCGUCAGGUGAGUCUGUCUUAACACGUCUGUCAUAUGUGAGGAAUUUAGGACAGCCCAAAAACUGAACAUACUUAGAAAUAAAGCUCUUGUGUUUCAGUAUAGAAUGUAUAGUAAUUACUUUUGUUUUAAGUGAAGGUAAUAUAAGUUCUUUUUGCCUUGAAUUCAGGCGGACGAGUCAGAGAUCAAGUUAAAAUAUACUUCUUUUUCCUGUCGUUCAUCAGGUGGUAAAAAUACUGUAUUACUUUCUUAGUGUAGGAAUAUAUUGACACCGUGGUAGAACAUGUUUGUGCUGGUAACAUGAACAAAGUGCCAAAGGUGAAAAUGGUGUGAUCAAUAUAAUUAUAAUGGAUAAAUGUUCUUUGUUUUUUACUACUUGUUGAAGGUAAAGAUCUGAGGCAGGUGACAGACAAUGACAGUCUUGGUCGCCAGGUGUUAGGUUAAGUAAUAACGAGAAAUUUUUAUACACAACAGUUCUGAGUAAAAUACCCAUUAAAGUAUUUGUGAAUAAUGUAAUUUUUUAUGCUUAAGCAGAACUCACUCAUGGUCUGAUUAAAAACAAAAGCGUGUUACUACAGAGUUGAUGAUAAUGUAUGUGUGUGUGUGAAGUGUGAUAGUUUGGUUACGUUGAUUAGUGUGGUGAAGGGGCAGCGGUCUCUCGAGUAGUGUUUGUGACCAAAACCCAUCAAAGUAGUGGUAUAGUGAGUGAGGUGCCCUUGUCAACGAAACUCAUCCUUGUAAUUUUAAAACACUCCUUUCCCUUGGUGGGAGCCUUAGUGUUGACAGCGCUCGACAGGGAGAUGUGGCUGUAAAACUAAAUUAUAUUAUUGGAAUUAGUUCGUUUUACCGCCACACCUCCCCGUCGAGCGCUGUAACGAGGUGGUCUUGGCGUCGACGGAAAGGUGUGUUUAAAACUAUACGUGAGUCACCCUCUUGGCCACAACUAAGUGAAGAUUAACUAGUGUCUGAUGGCUUUAUUAAGUUUGGAUAGUUUAUGGUUGUAAGAUAUGUAUAUUUUUUAUUUAGGGGGGGGAGGGAACCCUUUGUGAAUAUAUAUGAUUAUUUUUUAAAAGAUUUGAUAAAACAUUGCGAAUUACUGUGGCUUCGUAUGCAACCCACUCAUGUGACUCUGACAAUAUGACCAUUUCACUAAUGUAUAUAAAAUUGACCAAGAAAUAUAAUUGUAGAUAUAGAAUAUAUACUAAAUCAAU